AUGGUCGGCAAGCGGAUUUGUCGAGCAGUGUUGUCGAGCUUGGGAUCCUACUGCUUCAUCCCAUCAUCCUACUUCAUCCCAUCAUCCUACUGCUUCAUCCCAUCAUCCUACUUCAUCCCAUCAUCCUACAGCUUCAUCCCAUCAUCCUACUGCUUCAUCCCAUCAUCCUACUGCUUCAUCCCAUCAUCCUACUUCAUCCCAUCAUCCUACUGCUUCAUCCCAUCAUCCUACAGCUUCAUCCCAUCAUCCUACAGCUUCAUCCCAUCAUCCUACUGCUUCAUCCCAUCAUCCUACUUCAUCCCAUCAUCCUACAGCUUCAUCCCAUCAUCCUACUGCUUCAUCCCAUCAUCCUACCGCCUCAUCCCAUCAUCCUACUGCUUCAUCCCAUCAUCCUACUUCAUCCCAUCAUCCUACUGCUUCAUCCCAUCAUCCUACCGCUUCAUCCCAUCAUCCUACUGCUUCAUCCAAGACACCUCCACACAUCUUUUC
This is a messenger RNA of Mesorhabditis belari, 489 nucleotides long. The record is from the annotation of a GenBank genome assembly. NCBI's taxonomy places the organism in Eukaryota, Metazoa, Nematoda, Chromadorea, Rhabditida, Rhabditidae.